Gossypium raimondii (Peruvian cotton) is the source of this 961-nucleotide messenger RNA. RefSeq lists its product as uncharacterized. The coding region runs from base 78 to 893 and encodes 271 amino acids. Lineage: Eukaryota; Viridiplantae; Streptophyta; Magnoliopsida; Malvales; Malvaceae. The transcript has a single exon. The record is from RefSeq and is a predicted model, not a curated record. Gene Ontology annotation, molecular function: nucleic acid binding; zinc ion binding.
CUCCUGCUACGACUCCAGUACCUACUCAAAGACGGGCCCCAAUAAAGGAACUGAGAAAAUAUGGUGCCACUGAAUUUAUGGGUCUAAAAGGAGUCGAUCCAUCCGCAGCUGAAAAUUGGAUGGAGUCGACUAAGAGAAUUUUACAGCAGUUGGACUGUACCCCCCGGGAGUGUUUAAUCUGUGUUGUAUCGUUGUUACAAGGGGAAGCUUAUUUAUGGUGGGAAUCAGUAGUUCGACAUCUACCAGAGAAUCAGAUAACGUGGGAUUUAUUUCAGAAAGAAUUUCAAAAGAAAUAUAUCGGAGAGAUGUAUAUCGAAGAUAAGAAACAAGAAUUUUUAAUGUUACAACAGGGUGAUAUGUCAGUAAUAGAUUGUGAGAGGGAAUUCUCGAGACUCAGCAGAUAUGCCUCCGAGUUUAUUCCGACAGAAGUUGAUAGUUGCAAAAGAUUUUUACGGGGUUUGCGAGACGAAAUCAAGGUACAGUUAGUAUCUCAUCGGAUCACUGAGUUAGUAGAUCUGAUUGAGAGGGCUAAAAUGGUGGAACAAGUUCUGGGCCUUGAUAAAAAGACUGAAGUUGUUAAACCAACCGGGAAGCGUACAGGAACUACGAGUUCAAACCCUCAGCCGAAAAGACCAAAGGAGUCUCAAGGUGGUUGGAGAUCCAGUUUCAGAUCAGACAGAGGCGGUAGAAGUAGAGGAAGACAGACGACAGUAUCUACUGGCAGUGUGAGAGGUCAUUCUCGAGAAAUAGAAAUUCCAGACUGUCAGCACUGUGGAAAGAAACACAGAGGGGAAUGCUGGAAAUUAACUAGAGGUUGUUUCCGAUGUGGUUCUACAGACCAUUUCAUUAGAGACUGUCCGAAAGCUGAUAGUACUGCACCCGUGACAUCAUAGAGAUCAGUAUCUACUGCUAGAGGCAGAGGGACAGGUAGAGGUAGCUUGGUUUCAAGGGGAGGAGGUAG